Jatropha curcas is the source of this 3920-nucleotide messenger RNA. RefSeq lists its product as uncharacterized. The record is from RefSeq and is a predicted model, not a curated record. NCBI's taxonomy places the organism in Eukaryota, Viridiplantae, Streptophyta, Magnoliopsida, Malpighiales, Euphorbiaceae. Gene Ontology annotation, cellular component: mitochondrial outer membrane. Gene Ontology annotation, molecular function: ATP hydrolysis activity; ATP binding.
AAAUUUAGAACACUUUUUUUAGAGUGGAACUCCGUCUGCACAGUACGCGGUGGUCCAAACAGCUUUAAGCCCUAAUCCAACUGUCUUUCUGUUUUCCCCUCCCAUUCUAAUUCUAUACGCCCCACUCCUGUUUAAACGGCGCCACAUCUUAUCCUAUUUAAACUCCUUGCCCUAAUUCUGCCAUCUUUGCUUUCGUUCCCCAGUUGCUCCUUUAUCCUUCAACCGCUCCGAUUUUUCGAAACUUUGGUUUUUUUUUUUUUUUUUAAAAACAAUAUUCAGAACAACGCGUAUAUUCACGCGCCGGCGAUAGACCACCGGCAGCACCCUAUGUGCUCCAUGCGCCUACAAGCUGCCAUGUAUGCGAGGAGAAUUAAGGGAAGAAAUCAGAGAUGGAGUUCAAUGUUUGUGCCACCUAAACAUUCGAUUAGGCCUAGUUGCAUUGAUUAUGCUUGUUCUAGAUCUUUUAGCUAUUCAAAUGGAGAGAGAAACAAUUUUUCGAAUGCUACUUUGAUACAAAAAUACCUAUUAGAUUCAUUCUCAUCAUCGCAGAGAUCCGUUAGGCCUACAUGUUUGAACAAUUGUCGUCAAUUACGCUUGUAUAGUUCACAAGGCGAUGGGAGGAAUACAAGUGAGGGUAAAGAAGCAUCUGCAUCUGUAAAAGAUGGAAACAACUUUGAUAAUGGAAAGGCUAGUAAAAGAACUGUCAAUGGAGAGGCAAUUGACUCUGAUGCUCAUGCUUGGCUUGCCGAACAAGAUCAAAAGGAAUGGCUUAACAAUGAGAAGUUUACUAUAGAAAGUAAAAACAAGGAAUCCCCUUUUUUGACUACACGUGAUAGGUUUAAAAAUGAAUUUUUGCGAAGGAUUGUUCCUUGGGAGAAAAUUCAUGUUUCAUGGGAGACUUUUCCUUACUACGUCAAUGAGCAUAACAAAAGUGUUUUGCUGGAAUGUGUUGCUUCCCAUUUGAAACACAAAAAGUUUACUACUUUAUAUGGGUCUCGUUUGACUUCUUCAAGUGGGAGAAUACUACUUCAGAGUGUUCCAGGUACUGAGCUUUAUCGGGAGAGAAUCGUCAGAGCACUUGCUCGAGAUCUUCAAGUUCCAUUACUAGUACUUGAUAGCAGUGUUCUCGCUCCUUAUGAUUUUGGUGAUGGCUCAUCUGAGUGUGAAUCAGAUGAUAACACGGUAUCUGGGGAAGAGUCUACCUCAGAGUCAGAGGUUGAGGAUGAAAAUGAUGCAGUUAAUGAAGAGGAAUGGACAAGCAGUGCAGAGGCUAGAUCAGACUGCAGUGAUGAUGAUGCAGCUAACGUGCCGGCAACUGCUGAAGCAGCGCUUAAGAAGCUGAAUAUCAACCUUGAAGAAUUUGCAAAGAGAAUCUCUGGAGAAUCUGACAGUUCCACAGAAACCUUUAAGUCUGCGGAUACUAAUCCUUCUGAUACCCCUAAACGGCCACUUAAGAAGGGUGAUCGUGUGAAGUAUAUUGGGCCUUCUGUAUGCAUUGAAGCUAAUGACAGGAUCAUAUUGGGCAAGAUACCGACAUCUCAUGGUCUGAAAAAUGCUUAUACCAUUAUGCGUGGCAGGCCUUUAUCAAGUGGUCAACGUGGGGAAGUAUAUGAGGUGAAUGGAGAUCGAGUUGCUGUUAUUUUGGACGUCACUAGUGAUAGCAAAGAAAGUAAAGAGAGUGAUGAGAAGCUUAAAGAGCAGGCUGCAAAAGCACCAGUUUAUUGGAUAGAUGUUAAGGAGAUUGAGCAUGAUCCUGACACUGAGGCAGAAGAUUGCUACAUUGCAAUGGAGGCUUUAUGUGAGGUUUUGCAUUCCGUGCAACCCUUGAUUGUGUAUUUUCAAGAUUCUUCCCUGUGGUUGUCUAGAGCAGUUCCCAAGUCGAAUCGCAGCUAUUUCGUACAUAAGGUGCAGGAAAUGUUUGACCAAAUAUCAGGCCCAGUUGUUUUGAUAUGUGGCCAGAACAAAGUUGAAACAGGGUCAAAGGAGAAAGAAAAUUUUACAAUGAUACUCCCAAAUUUUGGCCGUCUUGCUAAGCUGCCUCUCUCAUUGAAGCGCCUUACUGAGGGACUCAGAGCGACAAAAAGGCCUGAUGACAACGAAAUAUAUAAGCUCUUCACUAAUGUUUUGUCUGUAGAUCCCCCAAAGGAGGAAGAUCUUCUUAGAACAUUCAAUAAACAGAUUGAAGAGGACAGGAGAAUUGUAAUAUCUAGGAGCAAUUUAAAUGAACUAUAUAAGGUUCUUGAAGAAAAUGAAAUGUCUUGCAUGGAUCUAUUGCAUGUAAAUAGUGAUGGUGUAGUACUGACAAAGCGGAAAGCUGAAAAAAUUGUUGGUUGGGCUAAGAAUCAUUACCUGUCAUCUUGCUUGGUUCCAUCCAUAAAAGGAGAAAGAUUGAUUUUGCCUCGUGAAAGCCUUGAAACUGCAAUUAUGAGGUGGAAGGAGCAAGAAACAUCAUCUCAAAAGACGGCGUUAAAUUUGAAGCAGAACCUUGCAAAGGAUGAGUACGAGAGCAACUUCAUUUCAGCUGUGGUGCCUCCUGGUGAAAUUGGUGUCAAGUUUGAUGAUAUAGGUGCUCUUGAAGAUGUAAAGAAGGCAUUGAAUGAACUUGUUAUUCUUCCUAUGAGGAGACCAGAGCUUUUUUCUCAUGGAAAUUUGCUGCGGCCCUGCAAAGGAAUAUUACUUUUUGGGCCUCCUGGAACUGGGAAAACCCUUCUUGCCAAAGCACUUGCAACAGAGGCUGGUGCAAACUUUAUCAGCAUAACUGGUUCAACUCUUACAUCAAAGUGGUUUGGAGAUGCUGAAAAGCUUACGAAGGCUUUAUUUUCCUUUGCCUGCAAACUGGCUCCAGUCAUUAUAUUUGUUGACGAGGUGGACAGUUUGCUUGGUGCUCGUGGUGGUUCUUUUGAGCAUGAGGCUACUAGAAGAAUGAGAAAUGAAUUUAUGGCAGCAUGGGAUGGAUUGAGGACAAAAGACAGCCAAAGAAUUCUCAUCCUUGGUGCCACAAAUCGGCCAUUUGAUCUUGAUGAUGCUGUAAUUCGCCGUUUACCGAGAAGGAUAUAUGUGGACCUACCGGAUGCUGAAAACCGAAUGAAGAUUCUGAAAAUAUUUCUUGCUCAAGAGAAUUUGGAACCUGAUUUUCAGUUUGACAAACUCGCAAGUGCAACCGAGGGAUAUUCUGGCAGUGAUUUGAAGAACCUCUGUAUUGCUGCAGCAUAUAGACCAGUCCAGGAACUUCUAGAAGAGGAAAGGAAGGGUUACAAGGAUGGUGUUGCUUCAGCUUUAAGGCCACUUAGUUUGGAUGAUUUUGUUCAGUCAAAGACAAAGGUGGGUCCAUCAGUUGCCUAUGAUGCUACAAGCAUGAAUGAACUAAGGAAAUGGAAUGAACAAUAUGGAGAAGGCGGAAGCCGGAGAAGGUCACCAUUUGGUUUCUGAAAAGUAUAAUGAUCAGGUAGCUCUGUCAAAACAUGUAUUCUUUUGGGGGGAAAAUGAAAGAAAGAACCUGUUCUCACGGCCUGAAUUCAUCAGAAGACAUCUACCAUUCUUAACAUUGAGGAACCCACAGUGCAAUCAUUUUAGUGAAAGCAGCCUAUAGAACCUUCCCCCCCAAAUUUUGUAGGCCAACACCAUCUCUAUGUACAUUAGUAAUUUAGCAGUACUAACAUCACACAGGGCAAGGAAAAAUAAUCUGUAUGAAUUGAGCGUUAGCCCCUCUGAUUUUUUUAGCUGAAUUUAUUAAGUUAAUUUUAAUUAUAUUUCUCAGUUGCCUUGAUAGUGUAUAGUCCAGUGUGUAAGUGAUUGUGGUAGAUAGUGCAGGAAAAAAAAAUGGUAGAUUAACUUAAGUUUGGCAUUGUGUUUUUAUUUAUUAAGUGUAUCUGGUUAGAAUUUUUUGCUGAAAAAAAGAAAAAGAAUGUUUAUAUAUAUGA